CUUUUUUUGUAUUCAUAAUAUACAUGAACUGGUUUCAACGUUUCAACACAGAACUCGAUGAACAAUUAAUAAACGAAGAAGCUUUGAGUAAUCCCGUUCUGGAUUCAUCUUUUGCAAACCAUUAUACCCCUAGAAUUGAAAAUACUGCUCGUAAAUUUGACCGUAAUAGCCUAAAGUACAUAUUGCUUUGGACACCAAAAAGUUCUAGUCCGUUCAACAAUUUUGGAACAGGACAAAUCGUAUUUAUUAGGAACAAGUGCGAGUUUAUAAAUUGUUAUGUGACUGCUGACAGACGAUAUUUCAAUGGAGAACUCACAAAAUUCGUCGCAAUAGCUUUUAAUGGCAGAGACUUGAGAUACGUAGAAGCAUCAGAGCUGCCCCAGCAAAGAUCACCUCAUCAAAAAUACAUCUUCUACAACGCAGAGUCUUCUACGAACCAACCGGUCUGCAACCCUUGGUGGGACAACUUUUUCAACUGGACAUCCACUUACAAGCUAAACUCUGAUGUAAUGUACUCGUAUAUUUAUAUAAGGGAUAUGAAUGGCGUACACGUUGGACCUAGAAUAGACAUGGACUGGGUUAAAGAUAUGAAAGAGAUUGACGACACGUUAAAAGAGAAGUUAAAGAGUAAGAAGAAGGCGGCAGCUUGGUUUGUAUCUCACUGCAUCACUAAAAGUAAGAGAGAGAAAUAUGUGAAAUCACUUCAGAAGGCGUUGGAACCUUAUGGGUUGACCGUAGACAUAUACGGACGUUGUGGUACGUUAGUUUGCCACCCGAAUGAGCAAAAGAAGUGUUGUGCUGUGGUAUCCUCUGAUUAUUACUUUUAUCUUUCCUUUGAGAAUGCCUUCGCGGAGGACUACGUGACAGAGAAGUUGCUGGCCGCGUUGAAUAAUGACGCAGUGCCGAUUGUGCUAGGAGGAACCAACUACACCAGGUUCCUCCCGCCCGGCUCCUAUAUCGACGCUCGCCACCACGAGCCAGAAUCCCUGGCCCACGUCAUGGCGGACAUCAUAGCCAACCCGAGAAAGUACCACGAGUUCUUCCGAUGGCAGAACCACUACAAGUACUCCGAGUCAGAACGAAAAGAGAACGUGUGCAACUUGUGCUCGGCGCUCAAUGAUAAGAAUAUGGUGACGAUGGAGUCAACAAUUGAAAAUACUGCUCGUAAAUUUGACCGUAAUAGCGUAAAGUACAUAUUGCUUUGGACACCAAAACAUUCUAGUCCGUUCAACAAUUAUGGAACAGGACAAAUCGUAUUUAUUAGGAACAAGUGUGAGUUUACAAAUUGUUAUGUCACUGCUGACAGACGAUAUUUCAAGGGAGACCUCACAAAAUUCGUCGCCAUAGCGUUUAAUGGAAGAAACUUGAGAUACGUAAAAGCAUCAGAGCUGCCCCAGCAAAGAUCGCCUCAUCAAAAAUACAUCUUCAUCAACGCAGAGUCUUCUACGAACCAACCGGUCUGCAACCCUUGGUUGGACAACUUUUUCAACUGGACAUCCACUUACAAGCUGCAGAACUCUGAUGUAAUGUACUCAUAUAUUUAUAUAAGGGAUAUGAAUGGCGUACACGUUGGACCUAGAAUAGACAUGGACUGGGUUAAAGAUAUGAAAGAAAUUGACGACACGUUUAAAGAGAAGUUAAAGAGUAAGAAGAAGGCGGCAGCUUGGUUUGUAUCUCACUGCAUCACUAGAAGUAAGAGAGAGAAAUAUGUGAAGUCACUUCAGAAGGCGUUGCAACCUUAUGGGUUGACCGUAGACAUAUACGGACAGUGUGGUACGUUAGUUUGCGGCUGGUAUGAGAAAAAUAAGUGUUGGGCUAUGGUAUCAUCUGAUUAUUACUUCUAUCUUUCCUUUGAGAAUUCCUUCGCGGAGGACUACGUGACAGAGAAGUUGCUGACCGCGUUGAAUAAUGACGCAGUGCCGAUAGUGCUAGGAGGAUCGAACUACACCAGGUUUGUCCCGCCCGGCUCCUACAUCGACGCCCGUCACUACGAGCCAGAAUCCCUGGCCCACGUCAUGGCGGACAUCAUAACCAACCCGAGCAAGUACCACGAGUUCUUUCGAUGGCGGAACCACUACAAGUACUCCUCACCACAAAAAGAAGUCAUGUGUAACUUGUGCUCAGCGCUGAAUGAUAAGAAUAUGGUGACGAUGGAGUCCACGUAUCCGCAUUUCAGGAGUUGGUGGAAUCCGGACUGGGAAGAGAGAUGUCAAGAUGACAGUUGGGAUACUUGA
Cydia strobilella is the source of this 2234-nucleotide messenger RNA. RefSeq lists its product as uncharacterized. Bases 24 to 2234 code for a protein of 736 amino acids. NCBI's taxonomy places the organism in Eukaryota, Metazoa, Arthropoda, Insecta, Lepidoptera, Tortricidae. Gene Ontology annotation, cellular component: membrane. The transcript is spliced from 4 exons. The record is from RefSeq and is a predicted model, not a curated record. Gene Ontology annotation, molecular function: fucosyltransferase activity.